Messenger RNA from Dimorphilus gyrociliatus, 1396 nucleotides. The record is from the annotation of a GenBank genome assembly. Lineage: Eukaryota; Metazoa; Annelida; Polychaeta; Dinophilidae.
UUUUUUAGAAAAUUUUCUCAUCACCAACAGAUUUUAAAUUAAACAGUUGCAACAUUUUCCAUUCACAAGAUAUAGGCAAUUUCAAUAAUAGAAUGGCUAUGUAUAUUGGAUUAUCUAAGAAACAUAUAGAAAACUAUGAAAGUGCAUUAUCCUUUUAUCUGCUUCCAACCAAUUUGUAUAGAAAUACAAUUAGGAUUAGUGAAGAUAUUUUCUCAUUUAUGGCAAAUACGAAAAUACUUUUGGAAUGGCCAAUAAAAUUUCCACCAAUAGAAAUUCAAAUGUUUUUAGAUAGUUUAUUAAAUACUUAUGGAGAAAACUGGUUGAAAUAUUUAGAUCCUUUUAAUCAGUUUGGUAUUCAUCAUUUGAAAAUGAAUGGGGAUAUGAAUGAAAAAGUCUCUGGUCUAUUUAUAGGUAUUGAAAAUGAACAGCAAUUCUUCCAGAAUAUAGGCCUAUCAAGAAACCAAAAAUUGCUCUAUAGUAUAAAAGCAUUAAAAGAUUUUCUAUUUAAUAAACAAAAUCCUUUACUUUGGAAAAACUAUAUAAAGAUAACAAAAAACUUUUUAAGCAUAUAUAAUGGCCUUGAAAAGAUUGAUGUCUCUGACCUAAUUACCACUCAACCAAAAAAAUGUGAUUCAAGCAACCAUAAGAUCAUUGAAAAUGUAUUAAAAUUUUGGGAAAAGAACAAAAAUCUACUGAGAAAUACUGUAUUUCAUCUACUUCAAAAACAUUUACAUUUUGAAUUUCCUGCCAAUGACAUUGCCAAAAGAUGGAUUUCAGAGUUUUUCUGUAUCAUUUUAGAAUCUUCAAAUGAGGAUUUUAAAAUAAAUUUGUAUGGAUUUCUUGGAACGAGACUGGAAUUUUUUCAACAUGAUAUUAUUAAGGUUAUAGUUAAAAUUGGUAAUGGAAAGAAGGAUGAAAAAUUUGCUAAAUCUAUAAAAAUAUGGUCAGCCAUUUUGGAAGGAUAUAAACAACUUGAAAUAAUGAAAGCUAAUGGAGAGAAUAAAAUGGAAAUUGUAUCAUUUGUUGAAAGUCAAUUAGAAAAUAUAAUAAAAUCAUUUGGAGAGAAAUGGACAUCAGUAUUGAAUCCAUUUAAUCAUUAUAUGUUCUCUUUUGACUAUAGCUUCUCAGAUUCAUAUUUUAUAACAAAAGUGGCAAAUUCUCUUGUAAAAGCCAAUAACGCUUAUGAAUUUAAUUCUAAAAUGAAUUUUCAACACUACGCCGCUGAAAAUAGUCAAAUAAUAUUCAAUAUUCUUGAAAAUCUAGUCAAACAUGAUUUAGGAAAUAUAUGGGAUUCUGCAAAUGAAUUUGAAAAUCUUAUUAUUCAAUUUAAUCAUACAAAAGUAAUGAAGAAUUUAAUUGAAAUGCAUUAGAAGUCUUUUUAAAAUUAUUACAAUUU